Messenger RNA from Durusdinium trenchii, 474 nucleotides. The record is from the annotation of a GenBank genome assembly. Lineage: Eukaryota; Dinophyceae; Suessiales; Symbiodiniaceae.
AUGAUCCCGUCCUUGUGCGAACCAGGAGACGACGGCAACUAUGGUUCCACAGCCGUUCAGGAUGUGCAUGUGGUUCAAACAAUGGCUACUCGGAUAUACUAUGGGCUGUUUGUAGCUGAGUCCAAGUUCAGAAGUGAGAGGGAGAAGGCCACUGCCAUGAUCAAGGCAAACGAUACUGACGGGCUUACCGCCUUCAUCACGAAGCCGGAUGUCGAAAAGAAGAAUGUGCAGAGAGUUAUCCUGAAGGCAAAGGCCUUCUCACAAAACAUUGCCUUGGACAAGCCAGAGGAGUCGGGCCCGGCUAUGUACAAGGUGAACCCAGAGUUCAUAGGUACUCUUUUUGAAGAGUACAUCAUGCCUUUGACCAAAGAGGUCGAAGUAGCAUAUCUUCUAGCGCGCCUGGAUGAGCCGCAGAGAGAGGUCUCUGCGCAGGAUGAGACCGACGUGGACUGGGUCAACCCUGCCAGAAAGUGA